GCUCGCCGUCGCCAUGGAAACGAAAGCGGCCCGGGAGCUCUUUGCCCUAACGCGCCGGUUACGGUGGGCUCCGGCCUGCUACGCCGCGGCGGACAACGAUGCUGAAGGCCAAGAUCCUCUUCGUGGGGCCUUGCGAGGAGGCGGGAACCCGGGCCCACCGCGCCCAUCCCGGCUGGCGCCCCUGCCCUUUCCGCGAACUCCGUGCUUUCAGACCUUGAUUCCAACGACUGCCCGGAGGAGGUAGUGGAGGCGAACCCGGUGUUAAUGAGCCCCGAAGGCCCAAGAGUGGAAAAACUGUUUUGGCCAACUUUCUGACAGAAUCUUCUGACAUCACUGAAUACAGCCCAACCCAAGGAGUGAGGAUCCUGGAAUUUGAGAACCCGCACGUUACCAGCAACAACAAAGGCACAGGCUGUGAAUUCGAGCUAUGGGACUGUGGUGGUGAUGCUAAGUUUGAGUCCUGCUGGCCAGCCCUGAUGAAGGAUGCUCAUGGAGUGGUGAUCAUCUUCAAUGCUGACAUCCCAAGCCACCGGAAGGAAAUGGAGAUGUGGUAUUCCUGCUUUGUCCAACAGCAGUCCUUACAGGACACACAGUGUAUGCUAAUUGCACACCACAAACCAGGCUCUGGAGAUGAUAAAGGAAGCCUGUCUUUGUCGCCACCCUUGAACAAGCUGAAGCUGGUGCACUCGAACCUGGAAGAUGACCCUGAGGAGAUCCGGAUGGAAUUCAUAAAGUAUUUAAAAAGCAUCAUCAACUCCAUGUCUGAGAGCAGAGACAGGGAGGAGAUGUCAAUUAUGACCUAGCCAGCCUUCACCUGGGACUGCCACCUCCCCAGUGAAAUCAGCAUGUUUCUUGGUGCAGAUGUGAAAUCACAUCCAGCUCCUGAUGUUUUCUUCUCCCUGUGACUGCAGAGGAAGUGUUCCUACCUGCAGGAAGGCACCUGUCACACAGGGCAUUCACUCAGACCAUCUAUGCUCUGUCCUGAGUUCAGUUUAGAAAGUCCUAUCAUCGAAUUCAGAUUUCCUGGCCCCAGAACUUCCCAAAGACCUAUAAAAUGGAGGGAUUUACCACCUUCACAUAUGUCCAGUUACAUAGUUUGUGGAAUUGUAACCGUUGCAGCCCAAUGAUACAACAGUAGUUUAAUCAUGUGUAUUGGCUUGAAUGUAAUUUUCAUUCCUUGAUUUACCCAACAAACACCGACGGGUUGAGCACCUGCUGUGUGUGCACCACUGUCCUAGCUGCUGACUGCAGACAGCAUGCAUGAAAAAGACACAAAUCCCCACCCUCGCGGAACUCAUUCCAUUUUCCUAAAUAUUAGGUUGGUGCAAAACUAAUCGCGGUUUUUGCCAUUUUUAAUUUUUAAUGGCAAAAGCCACAAUUACUUUUGCACCAACCUAAUAGUAAGGCCAAUUCAGAAACUUGAGUGCCAUGUCUUGGAUAUGCAAAAAAGAAAAUCAAAACGCAUUCUUCAUUCUCUGUAAGAGUUCUAGGUGGGGCUCAGUGGCUCACACUUGUAAUCUCAGCACUUUGGGAGGCCAAGGCAGGCGGAUCACUUGAAGCCAGGAGUUCAAGACCAGCCUGGCCAACAUGGUAAAACCCUAUCUCUACUAAAAAUAUAAAAAUUCACAGGGUGUGUUGGCACAUGCCUGUAAUACUAACUACUCGGGUGGCUGAGGCAUAAGAAUUGCUUGAGCCUGGGAGGCAGAGGUUGCACUGAGCUAAGAUCGCACCACUAUACUCCAGCCUGGGUGACAGACACCAUGUCUCAAAUAGAUUAAAUUACAUUAAAUGUUUAAAAAGAGGUCUAAAUAAGUUUCAUAUGCUGCCCUCCCUCAGAUAAUGUGGGAACCUGGGGUACUUAACAUGCCAAAUGAAGGUAUACUUGAUCGUUAUUCAUAGAUUUUGUAUUUGAGAAUUCACUAAAAUAUGUUUGUAACCCCCAAA
Messenger RNA from Macaca mulatta (Rhesus monkey), 1944 nucleotides. Lineage: Eukaryota; Metazoa; Chordata; Mammalia; Primates; Cercopithecidae. The record is from RefSeq and is a predicted model, not a curated record.